Molecule: messenger RNA, 3117 nt
Organism: Durio zibethinus
Lineage: Eukaryota; Viridiplantae; Streptophyta; Magnoliopsida; Malvales; Malvaceae
Product: succinate dehydrogenase [ubiquinone] flavoprotein subunit, mitochondrial
Biological process (GO): mitochondrial electron transport, succinate to ubiquinone; tricarboxylic acid cycle
Cellular component (GO): respiratory chain complex II (succinate dehydrogenase)
Molecular function (GO): flavin adenine dinucleotide binding; electron transfer activity; succinate dehydrogenase (quinone) activity
Source: RefSeq, a predicted model, not a curated record
UAGUUGGCUCCUGCUAUUUUGCUCUCCCUUCCAAAAACAAUUCCCAGCAAAUUUAAACAAAUUAACCAAACGCCUUCCAUACUCCCAUAACACUCAAUAGUAAAGAAAAGAAAAAGCGUAAAGAAUAGAAAUUUGAAUAAGCGGGCGGAGAUGUGGCGCUGCGUUUCUCGUAGCCUUCGAGUUCCAUAUUCGAAGAGAUCGGUCUCAAAUGACUCUCUUAGAUCUCACAUUUCCGGAUUCUUCUCCACCGAUUCUGGUGAAGCCCCUUAUACGAUAGUGGAUCAUACAUAUGAUGCAGUCGUGGUCGGUGCUGGUGGUGCGGGGCUGAGAGCAGCAAUCGGCCUUUCAGAGCAUGGAUUCAAUACUGCUUGCAUUACUAAGCUUUUCCCAACUCGUUCGCAUACCGUUGCAGCUCAGGGUGGUAUAAAUGCUGCUUUGGGAAAUAUGACUGAAGAUGACUGGCGAUGGCACAUGUAUGAUACAGUUAAAGGAAGUGAUUGGUUAGGUGAUCAGGAUGCAAUUCAAUAUAUGUGCAGGGAGGCACCUGAAGCAGUGAUUGAACUUGAGAAUUAUGGGUUGCCUUUUUCUCGAACAGAAGAUGGGAAAAUAUAUCAGCGUGCAUUUGGUGGUCAAAGCCUUGACUUUGGAAAAGGUGGACAGGCCUAUCGUUGUGCAUGUGCUGCUGACCGAACUGGACAUGCUCUAUUGCACACACUCUAUGGCCAAGCUAUGAAACAUAAUACCCAAUUCUUUGUGGAAUAUUUUGCUUUGGAUCUGUUGAUGAAUGGUGAUGGGAGCUGCCAGGGUGUGAUAGCUUUGAACAUGGAGGAUGGAACGUUACAUCGAUUCCGUGCUGCGUCAACAAUUCUGGCCACUGGGGGAUAUGGUAGAGCCUACUUUUCUGCAACCUCAGCUCACACAUGCACUGGUGAUGGCAAUGCUAUGGUUGCACGUGCUGGGCUUCCCCUCCAGGAUUUGGAGUUCGUGCAGUUUCACCCAACUGGAAUAUAUGGGGCUGGGUGCCUCAUCACUGAAGGGUCUCGUGGUGAAGGUGGUAUUCUUAGAAAUAGUGAAGGUGAACGCUUUAUGGAACGGUAUGCCCCUACAGCCAAGGAUCUUGCUUCAAGGGAUGUUGUUUCAAGAUCUAUGACCAUGGAAAUCAGGGAAGGUCGUGGUGUAGGACCUCUAAAGGAUCAUAUCUAUCUUCACUUGAAUCAUUUACCCCCAGAGGUGCUCAAGGAGAGGCUUCCAGGUAUCUCUGAGACUGCUGCCAUUUUUGCUGGUGUGGAUGUUACAAAGGAGCCCAUUCCAGUAUUGCCCACUGUACAUUAUAAUAUGGGUGGAAUUCCCACAAAUUACCAUGGAGAGGUAGUUACUGUCAGAGGCAGUGAUCCAGAUUCUGUGGUUCCUGGACUAAUGGCUGCUGGGGAGGCAGCUUGUGCAUCAGUUCAUGGUGCCAAUCGGUUGGGAGCAAACUCCCUUCUUGAUAUUGUUGUCUUUGGUCGGGCUUGUGCAAACAGAGUUGCAGAGAUCCAUAGACCAGGGGAGAAGCAGAAACCUUUGGAUAAGGAUGCUGGGGAGAAAACAGUUGCUUGGCUGGACAAAAUAAGAAAUUCAAAUGGUUCUCUUCCAACUUCAAAAAUUCGAUUGAAUAUGCAAAGAAUAAUGCAAAACAAUGCUGCUGUUUUCCGCACACAGGAAACGCUAGAAGAAGGUUGUCAGUUAAUUGAUAAGGCAUGGGAAAGUUUCCAUGAUGUUAAGUUGAAGGAUCGAACUUUAAUAUGGAACUCUGAUUUGAUAGAGACUAUUGAGUUGGAAAAUCUUUUGAUUAAUGCCUGUAUCACCAUGCAUUCUGCUGAAGCCAGGAAAGAGAGCAGGGGAGCUCAUGCCCGUGAAGAUUUUACAAAAAGAGAUGAUGAGAACUGGAUGAAACACACAUUGGGGUAUUGGGAGAAUGAGAAGGUGCGACUUGAUUACCGGCCAGUUCACAUGAACACAUUAGAUGAUGAGGUUGAAUCAUUCCCACCUAAAGCCCGUGUGUAUUAAUCCAUGUGCCUUUAGUAGGCAGAUAUUGGUUUUAUGCAAAUGAUUAUGAGAAUCCAACAAGUCAGCCCGGAAUAAGUUAUGGAGAACAAAGAUGCAAUAAUCUAUUUGUACAUGCAGCAUUUUGGCAAUAUUUGUGCCAUUUAUCAAUAUUGGGAACUUUUUGUUUGAAAGCAUCAACAAGUUUCAAUCUGAUUCAGAAAUUUGUAUUUGCCCUGGACAUCAACAAGGUUCAUAAUGACAGAGGACUGAACCCAUGUCAAGUUUAACUACUGAUAUUUUGCUCAUCGAGACUUCGGCCUAAGGCUCGCAUCCCCUCGCCAUAGCUGUCCAAUCCUCUUCUGAACGAAAAACCUCCUGAAGAAGAAAAGAACAUCCUGUCAUCAUCUCACCCGAAUCCUGGCAUCACUUAAGUUUCAAGGUGAGGGUUUUUGCGAACAUUGCGUGCAUUGUGCAAUUAGGACAGUUGACUUGGGGUAUUAUCGCGGAGGCACCAUCUUCCAAGCCAUGCCCACCUGUCCAGUUGCUUUCAACGUAGACGCUGCCACCCCGUCCAAAUAUCAUGCAUCGUUGCUUUUCGGUUGGUCUGGGACUUUACCCCAUUCAACCUGACCUUUUUGGAUCCCACUUUACCGCUUUUUUUGUUCAUGGCCCUUGGCCCUGGCUGGCUUCUAGGCCCCAUCACAUCUCCUUCCCGGUGGGCCCCUUAACCACCCAAAAAGAACGGACCCUAAUUGCGAUGGAGCUGAAUACGUGUCGUGAUUUUGAGAGUACCUAGGGCGUCGUUUUCAAUUGCAGAGAGAGAGAGGCGGCGGAGAAAGGAAAGGACGCUCAGAUCUAAAACAAAACAAAAAAACCGAAACGAACGGUUAUCACGAAUUCCGAGACGAUCACAGGGGAGGGUGAAAUGACGUCAGCGAGACUGCGAUACCGACCGGCCGUGGCUAAGGUUGUUAAGGGGAGGUGGGCCUCUUCAACCAAUUACCAAGGAGCAGUCAUUUCGUUAAAUAAAAAAUGGUCCAACAUGUUGCAUGGGAACCACGCCAUGCACACGGCAACUGGGACUCGGAGAAA